This is a messenger RNA of Drosophila willistoni, 1337 nucleotides long. RefSeq names its product solute carrier family 25 member 35. The record is from RefSeq and is a predicted model, not a curated record. The transcript has 3 exons. NCBI's taxonomy places the organism in Eukaryota, Metazoa, Arthropoda, Insecta, Diptera, Drosophilidae. Bases 203 to 1117 code for a protein of 304 amino acids.
UAUUUCAUUGGAUUACCCCCCGCAGAUGCUGGAGGGCCGGUCACAGGAAUAAUAAAGAAUGUUGUUUUGUAAUCUCUGCGAGCAAUUAUGAAAUACUCGAGCGUGUCACAACGAAACCUGCCUGCAGCCGCUUUCGAGUCUUUUUAUUCAUCUUAUCUUUAUCUUAAUAUAUUCUUAACAACGGAAAGUUCAACUAGUUUAAAUGGCAACAUCUGACUUUGUACUUGGAGGCUUAGCCUCGGUGGGUGCCACUUUCUUUACCAAUCCCAUCGAAGUAAUCAAGACGCGCAUUCAAUUGCAAGGAGAAUUGGCUGCUCGCGGCACUUAUGUGGAGCCAUACAAGGGUAUUGUCCAGGCCUUUGUCACGGUGGCCAAAAAUGAUGGGAUGCUGGGCCUACAGAAGGGUUUGGCGCCAGCUCUGUGCUUCCAGUUUAUUAUAAAUUCCUUUCGGCUGAGCAUUUACUCUACGGCUGUGGAGAAGCGUUGGAUGCACAAUAAGCAAGGCGAAAUAUCCUAUGGCUUGGGACUCAUGUGGGGCGCCAUUGGCGGCGUUGUUGGUUCCUAUUGCUCCAGCCCGUUUUUCUUGAUUAAGACGCAGCUUCAAUCCCAGGCGGCUAAACAAAUAGCUGUUGGCUUCCAGCAUGAGCACUCCUCCAUGUCAGAUGCACUGCGGCAAAUUUGGCAAAAGAAUGGAAUUGUCGGUUUAUGGCGUGGCUCUGUGGCAGCACUGCCACGAGCGGCUGUGGGGUCAGGUGCCCAGAUUGCCACAUUUGGUAAAACUAAAUCAUUGCUGCAGGAGUACGAUCUAGUCACUCAACCCAGCUGCAAUUCGUUUUGUGCUGGUCUAAUUGCGGGAUCCAUAAUGUCGGUCGCCAUAACACCACCAGAUGUUAUCACCACGCGUCUGUACAAUCAAGGCGUCGAUGCUCAAGGUCGAGGUCUGCUUUACAAAGGCUGGCUAGACUGCUUCCUAAAGAUUUUUAAGGCGGAAGGUGUUUACGGUAUGUAUAAGGGCUUUUGGGCCAACUAUUUGAGAAUUGCUCCGCAUUCGACUCUAGUCUUGUUGUUCUUUGACGAACUGAUCGCCGUGCGUGAGAAAUACGAUCUGCACUAUUAAGACCAAGUCUUUGGCAGUUGUAUUCUGUUGCUUGUCCUAAAUUUAAGUACAAAUGUUGUUUUUUUCCUGUUACUAUAGUAGUACCUAGAAAUUCCUAGAUCCAAUCUCGCCUGAGCGUGCAAAGUGCCUUCAGUAAGCUAACCAACAAAAUCAACUAUUAACUUUAGUUAGUAAUUUGUGCAAUAAUUUGAUCAAAUAAAAAAAACGUUAUUUUGUUAUA